UUGCGCAACAGAAAGCCGGCCCCCGCCUCCUCCUCCUCCUCGCACACGUUGUUUUUCGUGACCAGACCGGACCAGACCAGACCUUCAUUCAACCAGCACUUGCUGAGACUGCAUCACUUCUUCCCCCCCGACGUUAUACACCGUUAGCCCCGGAGAGCAGCGAUGUUUUCCUGCAGAGCCGCCUGGCUAAAGUGUGGGCCUCUGGCGCGGAGAGCAGCCUACAGGUUGCCCCGGGAUGUUGUGCAGCGGAGACAGAUGUCAUCAGUUCCCGGUGGGUCUGGGGAGAACAUACUCUACGCCCUGCUGUGUGGUGGAGCCAUGGUUGCCUCUGUGUCAUAUGCAUACAGCACCGUGAGCUCAGACAGCGCCAGGUUCAACGAUCGCAUUACAGAAAUCAAUGCCAGACCCAAGACUGAGUGGGUACCUAAACCAUGGCCACCUAAGAGCCGGGACGAAGAAGAGGCUGGAGAGCAGGAGGAAGUGGCAGCCGAGGAGGCCGGUGGAGAGGCAGAGGUUGGCGAAGAGGAGGCGGCCGCUGAUGGCGAGGGAGAGACUGUGGCCGAGGCGGUCGCCGAAGCCGUCGAGGUCGCCGCCGAGGUGGUGGAGGAGGUUGCCGAGGAGGUUGCCGAGGCCGCGCACGAAGUGGAGACUGUCGCCGAAGAAGUGGCUCACAUAGCCGAAGCGGUCCGGGAGACCGCCCAGGCUGCUUCAGAACCAGCCGCCGCCGCCGAGGAGCCCGAAAGCAACGUUCCGCUGGCAGCUGCGUCUGCCCUAGAGGUACCAAAGAUCACUGAAGUAAAGGAAGAGUUGGCAACCGCUGUUGAAGACAUCGAUGAGUCCCUGGCUUCUAAGCAAGCAGAAGAGGCCCUUGCACCAGUAGAACCUGCACCCACAGAAGUGGUCCCUGCACCUGCUGAAGAAGCACCUGCACCAGCAGAAGACUCUGCUGCACCAAUGGAGGCUGCACCAGUUGUCGAAGAGGCCCCAGCACCGGUAGAGGUUGCACCAGCAGAAGAGGCCCCUGCACCGGUGGAGGAGGCCAUUGCACCACUAGAAGAAGCACCUGCACCAGUGGAGGCUACACCAGCAGAAGAGGCCCCAGCACCAAUGGAGGCUGCACCAGUUGUCGAAGAGGCCCCAGCACCAGUAGAUGUUGCACCAGUUGUGGAAGAGGCACCAGUAGAUGUUGCACCAGUUGUGGAAGAGGCACCAGUAGAUGUUGCACCAGUUGUGGAAGAGGCACCAGUAGAUGUUGCACCAGUUGUGGAAGAGGCACCAGUAGAUGUUGCACCAGUUGUGGAAGAGGCACCAGUAGAUGUUGCACCAGUUGUGGAAGAGGCACCAGUAGAUGUUGCACCAGUUGUGGAAGAGGCCAGCCCAGUAGAUGUUGCACCAGUGGUGGAAGAAGCCCCAGCACCAGUAGAUGUUGCACCAGUGGUGGAAGAAGCCCCAGCACCAGUAGAUGUUGCACCAGUUGUUGAAGAAGCCCCUGCACCAGUAGACGUUGCACCAGUUGUUGAAGAAGCCCCAGCACCAGUAGAGGCUGCGCCAGUGGUCGAGGAAGCUUUGGCGGCGCCAGUAGAACCUGAUGCUACCACAGCUCUUGCUGAAGAACCAGUCACCACCGCAGUUGCAGAAGAAGUUGCGGCAACCCCUGCUGCAGAAGCAGCUGCUGAGACCCUGGCAGAAGAUCCAAAGAGAGAGUACAUUGUAGUAGUUCUGGAAGGAACACCUAAAGCUGAUAAACGGCCCAAGGUGCUUGGAGUGGGCUCCAUGACUGGUAGAGUCAUCCCAGCUCCAGACGACAACGACACCCCUGCUUCUGAGUAAACUGCUCCCGAAUGAAGACUUUCUAUCCUGCAGAAGAUGGAUGUGCCUUUCUCCAACACUUUCCACUUACUCCCUUUUACCAAUUAAAAAAACGCAAGGGACUAAUACGUAGUUUCAGUGUACGAAUACACACAUACUGCACAGGGUUAAUUGACUGCUUUGUGGAGCCAUCAAACCGAUAUACGAGCCCAUUACUGUGACACUCCACACUGACUUCACUCUACAGUCCCAGAUGAGCCCAGUCGGUAGUUGAUCAGAUCUCUGGUAUGUCUUUAAUAGCUUCAAUAACAGUUUUUUUCUUACCGUCAGUGUUUACAGCCUCCGAAAACACUUUAUUGGAAUACCUUGAUACUCGUCCCAACAUGUUCUCACCUUGUUCCCCCAGUCUCUGUAAUGUGAAAAUCUUUAAAGAAGCAAGGGGGCGCUGUUUUUCCUUCAUCAGUAUUCUUUACAAUACCUAACCUCAGGUUGUUUUUUCUGCCGCUUCUCUUGGUGUUAAAAAAAAUCAACACCUGGAAAACGCCUGCUGCGCUAUUGUUAUUAAGAAACACACUGGCUCAGCGGCCCAUUGUACAGAAGCUACCUCACCGUUCCUUGGGUUUUCAGUCCUUAAAAAUGAAACUACAGACCUAUUCUUGACGCAGUCACACAGAUGUUACAGUACCUAAGCCAACAACACAGUUGCAUAGGCACCGACUUAAAUAAGCACAUCGUUAUUUUUUUCAAAAGCUGUCGUUUGAUCGACCAAACUCAUCUUGUAGGACUAAAUAAUACAGGCAUUUGUAAUACUUUUCUUCCCUUUUUUUAAAGGGUAAUUCAGCACUGCAAUCAGUUGAAGCAUGCCCAUUGUUUUAAAUGGCCGACCAUGCUCCAAAAGCAUUGGUCAAACUGCUUCGACGCCUUUACUCACCUUGUCUCUAUUUCGGAGCGUCAAAUAAGGACCCAGCAAACAAAACUUUUUUUUUUUCUUAACAACUGAUGCACCGUUUUCAGUGCGUGUGGGCCCAGAAACAUGGAGGGGAAACUGCUGCUGCUCUUCUCUUAUUGGGUUAAAACUCUUUUUGGGCACACCAAAGUUGGUGAUGUCACAAUGGGUGUUUUUCCCCGUGAUAGCUGUUGGAAACACCAGUUGUGACCUCAUUGACUGGGGUUGCUGCCAGAUAUGAAACAAACUUUUAAGUUUUGACCCAUAGAAAGCAGCAGAGUUCCUUUAGGUGAGUUUACUCCUCAAUUUUCUAGACAAUCUGAGGAUUAUAUAGUGAACGUAUGUAAUUUUAUGGACAUCUUCCUGAUAUUUAGCUGCAUUGUCUUUUAAACUUCUUGUAGCCUUUUUAACCACAUCUCCUCAGUCAUUGAUCUAGAUUCAAUAGGUAAAAUGUUUUUUUGUUUUUUUUACCUAGGCUGUGGUCCAGGAGAUGCAUUAGCAUCAUCAUGUUUUUCAACUCUUUGCUUUUCUUGUCUUUGUUCCAGCGGUCAGACCUGUGUGGACGUGUGAUUUAAAGGCUUUGCAGCAAGUAUGAACAGUAAUGUAUUCUGAUUAUGUGGGUGCUACAUGAAAUGUGUGCGGUUAUGGAAGUGUUGCGUAAUGUCUGAAGUAAAGUCUCCCGUGUGAAAUGCUUUGACAGCUCUUGUUGUGUUCCUCUCGUCUCUGACUUCCUCUUUCAGUUUGUCUCACCUCUACUAUUGAAGUUCUGACUGUAUUAGCUUGGUGUACAGUACUUGAACUGUGAUCACUUAGGGAAGAAUUGAACUGGACCGACUAAGUGUGUAUUUCUUUUUUUUUUUUUUUUUUU
Molecule: messenger RNA, 3623 nt
Organism: Anoplopoma fimbria (sablefish)
Lineage: Eukaryota; Metazoa; Chordata; Actinopteri; Perciformes; Anoplopomatidae
Gene: mgarpa
Product: mitochondria localized glutamic acid rich protein a
Biological process (GO): anterograde axonal transport
Cellular component (GO): mitochondrion
Source: RefSeq, a predicted model, not a curated record